GUUAUGGUGGCUGAUUCGUGUUUGUUGAAUUCAACCAAAUCUAUUGAUAAAAGCUGAAUGAGUAUGAAGAGUGUGUUUUCACCAUUUCUAUUAUCAUCAUUUUGAUAAAUACUGGGCUUGUUUGAGUUUGUAUGUAUUGUACAUAUAAUAUAUUGAUAUAUUAUAUACUUGAGAAAAAAAAAAAGUUUAAAAAAAAUGUAGUAUUUAUGACUGACUUGUAUCAGUUAGAUGUAUAAUUCAGUAAAAUUAACAUCCAAGAUUCAACUCGAUUCCCCCCUGAUUCUUAUGGUUUUAAAUUGUAAUUGUGUAAACUGGGCUUUAUCACUACAAAUAAUGUCUUUGUGACUUCAAACACCAAAGCUGUUGGUGCUUAAAUAGCCACAUAGGUUAGAUAGGUUAUUUCUGCCAUUUAGAAACUCCACAUCAAGAUGACUGGAUAUUCAGGUCGGUCCUGUCACCAUCAUCUACUCCAUCCAAGCCGCAGCAAUUGUCUCUUACCGCUUGACAGACUUAGAACUAACGGCUGUUUCUUGACAGAGUAAAAGAAGAUGGCUGACGAUAUUAAGGCCAAACUUGACAACUAUCGCACGGCUCCCUUUGACGCCAGGUUCCCCAACCAAAAUCAAACUAGGAACUGCUGGUCCAACUACCUGGACUAUCACCGCUGCCAAAAAGCUCUGGAUGCCAAAGGGGUGGACAACGCCCCAUGUGACUGGUACAAGAGGGUCUACAAAUCCAUCUGCCCUGUCUCCUGGGUAAAUGAUCACAGAGCAGUGUUUACCACAGAUCGGUCCGUGCAUACAAUUGGUUCUGAUAUUUUCCCGACAGAUUCAAAAAUGGGAUGACCAAAGAGAAGACGGAACCUUUCCCGGAAAAAUCUGACAGGUGUGAGCCGUCAGAGUCAUAAAUGUGCUGUAACCGAUUCAUUCCUCAUUCAUGUACAGCAGAAGCUGCAUUAAAAUAUA
This is a messenger RNA of Synchiropus splendidus (mandarinfish), 965 nucleotides long. Its product is annotated as cytochrome c oxidase subunit 6B1. Gene Ontology annotation, cellular component: respiratory chain complex IV; mitochondrion. NCBI's taxonomy places the organism in Eukaryota, Metazoa, Chordata, Actinopteri, Syngnathiformes, Callionymidae. The transcript has 2 exons. The record is from RefSeq and is a predicted model, not a curated record. The coding region runs from base 549 to 845 and encodes 98 amino acids.